AUGGACCCGACACCACCACACGUUGAACCCACCGCCGACUCCGGCAAGGCCAAGAAGAAAAGUGGCGGAGUUAUGAAGAUCUUCAAGGUUGCACUCUUCAUGCUCCGCCGUCGGUCCAACAAAUCGAAGGCAACCGUCGACACAAGCUCGGAUAAGAGCAUGUGGCGACGGUUGGUGGGCUCAAUGCGCCCUCUCCACGUCCAAGGAAAUGAAUCCCCUCCUAUGUCAUUGCCUCCAUUGAAAUCAAAGAAGAAUUUAGAGGAGUUGUCAAUGACAUGGUCAUUAUCGCCAUCAUCACCAUCAUCGUCGUUGUCGUUUACUCGUACUUCGAGGUCUUCUUCUUUUGGCACAAGUAAGUAUGCUUCUGCCAUCAAUCUUCAAGAACUCGAUGGUAGAAACGAUGACGACAAUGACAAAAAUGUCAUUGAAGACAAUAAUGGAGGCGAUGAGAUGAUCGAUGCAAAGGCGGAGGAGUUCAUUGCGCAAUUUUACGAGCAAAUGAGGCGUCAACAUGGCAACGAUUGA
Cucurbita pepo subsp. pepo (vegetable marrow) is the source of this 525-nucleotide messenger RNA. RefSeq lists its product as uncharacterized. Lineage: Eukaryota; Viridiplantae; Streptophyta; Magnoliopsida; Cucurbitales; Cucurbitaceae. The record is from RefSeq and is a predicted model, not a curated record.